Oryzias latipes (Japanese medaka) is the source of this 5718-nucleotide messenger RNA. It is a transcript of the gene itcha, whose product is annotated as itchy E3 ubiquitin protein ligase a. Gene Ontology annotation, cellular component: cytoplasm. Lineage: Eukaryota; Metazoa; Chordata; Actinopteri; Beloniformes; Adrianichthyidae. The record is from RefSeq and is a predicted model, not a curated record. Gene Ontology annotation, molecular function: ubiquitin protein ligase activity; protein binding. Gene Ontology annotation, biological process: proteasome-mediated ubiquitin-dependent protein catabolic process; protein K63-linked ubiquitination; protein K29-linked ubiquitination.
UGGUGUAUGGUAUUGUCACGUAGGAACCGUUAAAAACAGAGGUCCGCCUAUAGGUAAUUUAUGAUUGUUAACCACAUUGAUAUAUCUAAAACCUACAACUGUGUCAGCUUUUAUCAUCCUUUCUAAGCAGCUGUCUAUGCAGGGAACCUGGAUGUCCUGCCUUUGUUUACAUUUAAUGUGACUUAUGACAGUUUUCCAGCCUGAAGCUUACUAAGAGUCUAGUGUUAUGGACCAACUAUGAAGGCACAACUGCAAGUUACAAUUCUCUCAGCCAAGCUGAAAGAAAACAAAAAGAACUGGUUUGGUCCCAGUCCAUAUGUUGAGGUAACUGUGGAUGGCCAGUCAAAGAGGACCGAGAAAUGUAAUAACACGCACAGCCCCAAAUGGAAGCAGUCUCUAACAGUAAUUGUGUCUCCAGUCAGCGAGCUGAUCUUUCGUGUUUGGAGUCAUCAAACCCUGAAGGCAGACAUUCUGCUGGGGAUGGCUUCUCUGGAGAUCUGCCAGAUCCUUAAGACUAAUAACUUUAAACAUGUUGCAGUUUUCCGACCACUAACAGGACCAUCUAGAAGUUAAGUAUGUGAAGUGGUUCAGUCACUGCAGCUUUCCACCGGCAGAAACUCUCUAGAUGUAGUUGGUGAGCUCUCCGUUUGCCUGGAUGGUAUGCAGGUGCAUCCAGAGGCUCUUGCACAAGCAGAGUCUGAGCAAGCUGCUCUUCCAAAUGGAACUUCAAGACAAAAUGGCAACACAGUCAACAGAUCAAGCAUGGACUCAUCUCCGUCCAGUGACUCAGAUGACUGGGUCAUCGUAUCGAAUGAUCAUACAGCAAACGGCACAGAUUCUCCUUCCCCCACCCUAGGUGGCUCCGCCACCUCUCUUCCUUCUCGGCCUGCCAGACCUCCAGCUUCCAUGCCUCACAGAUCUGCUGCUUCAGCAUCAUCUUCCAGUAGUUCCUGCCCAAGUGAGCUGAGUGAAGCCUCAGCCCCCCAUGGCUUCUCUCAGACACUCCAGAGUGGAUGUUCAGAGCAGCUGGAGGAGUCAGGUGGAGGAGCCGGUACCACAGUUUCCUCACAGAGGGCAAACCCUCGACCACAGACUACAGCCAUAAACCCCAGCCCCAAACCAAGCGCUGCCACCACAACCGCUUCAACCACACCAACUCCUACAACCAGUUCUGUCAACAACUGCCCCUUACCACCGGGAUGGGAGCAAAGAGUGGACCAGAAUGGAAGAGUAUAUUAUGUAGAUCACAUUGAAAAAAGGACGACUUGGGAUCGACCAGAGCCUCUUCCUACCGGUUGGGAAAGAAGAGUGGACCCAAUGGGUAGGGUGUAUUAUGUUGACCACAUAACACGAACGACAACAUGGCAGCGGCCCACUCAGGAGUCGGUGCGAAACUAUGAAGAGUGGCAGCAUCAACGCAGCCAGCUCCAGGGAGCCAUGCAGCACUUCAACCAGAGGUUCAUUUAUGGGCUUCAAGACCAGUUGGCAGCCAUAGCCAGUAAAGAGUUUGACCCAUUGGGACCUCUGCCACAUGGCUGGGAGAAGAGAACAGACACCAAUGGUAGAGUGUAUUUUGUUCAUCACCCAACUCGCACUACUCAGUGGGAGGAUCCGAGGAGGCAAGGGCUGCUGAAUGACAAACCCCUCCCAGAAGGUUGGGAGAUGAGGUUCACUGUGGACGGUAUUCCUUACUAUGUGGAUCACAAUCGUAGGACCACGACGUACAUUGACCCUCGCACAGGGAAAUCCUCAUCACUAGAGAAUGGACCACAGAUAACUUAUGUCAGGGAUUUCAAAGCCAAAGUGCAAUAUUUUAGAUUCUGGUGUCAGCAAUUAUCAAUGCCUCAGCAUAUUAAGAUUACCGUCUCCAGGAAAACCUUGUUUGAGGAUUCAUUCCAGCAGAUUAUGAGUUUCCACCCUCAAGAUCUUAGGCGGAGGCUGUGGAUCAUUUUUCCUGGAGAAGAGGGUUUGGACUAUGGAGGUGUGGCCAGGGAAUGGUUCUUCUUACUUUCCCAUGAAGUUCUAAACCCCAUGUACUGCUUGUUUGAGUAUGCUGGCAAAGAUAAUUACUGUCUUCAGAUCAAUCCUGCUUCUUACAUCAAUCCCGAUCAUCUCAAGUACUUCAAAUUCAUUGGACGAUUCAUUGCUAUGGCUUUGUUCCAUGGGAAAUUCAUCGACACGGGUUUCUCGUUACCCUUUUACAAGCGGAUUUUGAACAAACCUCUGACUCUGAAAGACCUGGAAUCCAUUGAUCCUGAGUUUUAUAAUUCACUUAUCUGGAUCAAGGACAACAAUAUUGAGGAAUGUGGCCUUGAGAUGUUUUUCUCAGUUGAUAAAGAGAUCUUGGGUGAAGUCACAACUCAUGAGCUGAAGCCCGAUGGAGGAAACAUUCAAGUGACAGAGGACAAUAAAGAGGAAUAUAUCAGGUUGGUAGCAGAGUGGAGACUUUCCAGAGGAGUGGAGGAGCAGACACAGGCAUUUUUUGAAGGCUUCAAUGAAGUUCUUCCUCAGCAGUACCUCCAGUACUUUGAUGCUAAGGAAUUGGAGGUGAUGCUUUGUGGGAUGCAGGAGAUCGAUCUGGCUGACUGGCAAAGAAACACAAUCUAUAGACAUUAUGCCCGAAACAGCAAACAAAUCAUCUGGUUCUGGCAGUUUGUGAAGGAAAUGGACAAUGAAAAAAGGAUGAGACUCCUGCAGUUUGUGGCAGGAACCUGUCGCCUUCCUAUGGGUGGAUUUGCUGACUUGAUGGGAAGCAAUGGCCCACAGAAGUUUUGCAUUGAGAAAGUGGGCAAAGAAAAUUGGCUUCCACGAAGCCACACGUGCUUUAAUCGUCUCGACCUCCCUCCUUAUAAGACCUACGAGCAACUAAAGGAGAAACUCAUGUUUGCCAUCGAGGAGACAGAAGGAUUUGGGCAGGAGUAAACGCAACAAGCUGGACGGAACACAGCAGUAGUGAGCUUAGUUCUUUGGACAAAAUUAAAGACAUUUUGCAGUAAUUUAUUCCAAAAGUAUGGACACGUUUGGGAAUCUGAUGAAUCUUUUUUUUUUUUUCUUCUUCUAGCUUUUCUAUUAAAGUAAUAGAGCAUUUCCUUUUAAAUUCUCAAGCAGGGCGUGAACCUUCCACCCAAAUGGUCUAUUCCAUCCAUAAUCUGCUUGCUCACCUUUCUAAUUACUUCAUGUCUGCACUUGCCAAAUGUUCAGUUUCUAUACGUGUGCAGACCUUUUUUUUUUCUCCGUAGUACACAUUACUCAAAUUCUGGCAGGUCAGUUCUGUGUGUCAAAACAGUGGGCAAACAAGAACUCUAGUGGAUUUUAAAUGGGAACGUUGAAAUCUGAGGGGAACAUUGGUUCUGUGUGAUUUUAAGUUGCACACAUGCAGGUUUAUAAAAGGGGUCCUGCUUACUGGAACAACGCUUUCUUAGGCCGAAUCAGAAUUCUUCCCCUACCCCUACAUUUAGCCCUCCAAACAGUUAUCAAAAAAAUAGUGUCUUUUAAUUCGCACCUCACUCUGACUCGAUGAUGUCAUUAAUAGUCGCCGGUCAUCCACGUUAGCGCUUAGCUGCCAGCACUCGGAAAAUACACAACAGCAUCAGUUUUAUAACUUUCAAAAGUCAUGCUAAAACAAAAAAUCAUUACUUACAUUUACAUGUAAACUUCUGUGCUUCAGAGCACACACCUCAUGCCAUUCUCCUCUGCUGCACAGCGCGACACGGAUUUCCCUUUCAAAAAACAAUUUUUAGACACCCCUACCCCUCCAAAUGCCCCUACAAUUGGAGGGGUAGGGGAAGAAUUUGGAUUCUGCCUCAUUUUGGAGGGUUUGUAUUUUUAGAUAUAAUCAUUUUAAGCUAUAAAACUAGUUUACACACGCUUUUGUGAAAGACAUUUGCUCAGAUUGUUCUGAAGGGAGACUAUGUGCAAUCGUUUUUUUGAAGACUUUUAUCAACAAGAGAGUGAAAGAAUCUUUUGUUUGAUUGUUUUUUUUGUAAAGUUUAGAUAAGAUUUAGUGUUGGGUUCAGACUUUUAUUGUGAAGUCUAUCUUUUCUAGUGCACUUGGUGUGACGGCUUUGGUUUUCUUGAACUUGAUAAACAUUGCUCCACAUAACAGUCACUGUUAUACAUAUUGAAUUAAAAAUAUAAAUGCUAAACUAAUUAGCAAACAGGAAACCCAAAAAAACAUUGAAGGUUUUCUUGAAUGACUUUAAGCUGUUAUGAAUGACAUGGAAAUUCUUGAAAAGAUGACCAAUUGUCUAACCACCACCUGCUACCACUAAAUGCUAGUUGGUUUUUUCAUUGGUUGUGUAGCAAUCAGACCAUUACAACCUAAAAGUAGAUUUAAUUGGGCUUGUGGCCACUAUCUGACAACAUGAUUCCAAUUCAGACCAUGUUUAUAAUAAUUAUGAAAAGUUAAAAAGAAGAAAUCUCAGUCAAUGUACAUCACCAAUACAAUAAAUCCCAAAGUGUUAUAUCCAAAACAUGAAAUUUGAUUACAUUUAAAUGCAUUGGAUUUAUACAGUUUAGAUUGUUUUUGAAAAUAUUCUAAUUUAACCUGUAAAAGUAACAGAGUCAAACAUUGGCACAGUUGGCUAAGCUGGUCAUCGUCUUUUUUUUUUAAAUUAGAGUAAAACAAAUUUUAACCAAAGGGCAAUUUAGAGAUAUAAAUACAACUUUUAGAUAACAAUUUAAUAGUUAAAUUGUGUUUAUAAAAUGCUGAUUUUGACUUGAAAUCAGUGUAAAAUAAGCUUUAGUUUGUUCCUGUUUUUACUACUACUGUAAGUUGUAAUCCUAAUGUUUUGUUUCAUAUUGUGGCAAAACAUUUUUAUUCUCAGUAUUCUGUAACAAAAAGCUCUUAUCUUUCACUGUGAGCACAAGCAAGCUUUUAUUGGCUUUACAUAAAUACUUUAUUUUAUAAAUUCCUUGUAUAUUUUUGCCAUUCAGUGAAGCCAAGAGUGCGAUGAAUGACUUAGUCUGACAGAUUAUCAACUAUGUGAGAAAUGUAUGGUAGUCAAAAAUUAAAUAAAAUUCACUGUCAAGCGGAUUUUAAAAAGGCAAAUGUGAAAUAAUUCUGAGAUUCAAAAAGAUACAAAUUUAAAAAAAGAUAGGUUUUGUAAUUACUCGAUACUCUUCUCAAGCUUUAGGUGAGAACAUUUAUUUAUGUGCUGGAAUCAACUGUUGAUUUUUCUAUAAUAUCCAAAACAUUUUUCUCAUUUUACAUUGAGAUUAUUUGUUUUCAAAACUCACACACAUUUCAAUGCAGUUAAUGCUCAUCUGUACCCAGACUUUUUGUUUUGGUUUCUUUUUGUUCUAUUCUCACAGAAGUAGACUACAGGCAUAAUAAAAGUGUUAUUGUGUUACUAGUGUGCACAAUAAAGCAUAAAUUAUCAUGAAGAAAGUUGACUGUUUACUGAAUGUUUUGACAACACCAUAGAGGCACAUUGAAAAUGUCACUACUGUAAUUGUCUGCUUUAUCAACAUGCUGUGUUCCUUAUAAGGUAGAGAUUUGUACACAAAUAUGCAAGUGAACUUUAAAUGCACUGAAUUUAUUGUAUGAGUAAUUUUUUUUUUUUAAAUGGACAGCAGUGGGUAAUUAUUUCUCAGUGCACAUGUCAUGUAACAAACCUUUUUUUUUAAAUAAACAAAAAUACUCAAAUGCUUAUUUGUGGUAAUUUAUAAUUUGGGUAAAAUAUCCUUUGUUUAAAAAAUAAAGUAAAAAGUAAUAUA